CAUGGCCACUGCUCGCAACGCCUCCCACGGCUCCACUACUGCCCUCCUCAACUUCGUCGCCCUCCUCUGCUCCAUCCCCGUGAUCGGUGCCGGCAUAUGGCUGUCCUCGAAGCAGGACAACGAGUGCGUCCACCUCGCCCGGUGGCCCGUCGUCAUCCUCGGCGUCCUCCUCCUCCUCGCCUCUCUCGCCGGCUUCGUCGGCGCCUACUGGAACCGGCCCGCGCUCCUCGCCGCUUACUUCUCCUGCAUGGCCGCGCUCAUCGUCAUCCUCUUCUCCCUCGUCGCCUUCGCCUACGCCGUCACCGCCCCCGACGGGUCCUACGCCGUCCCCGGCCGCGCCUACCGCGAGUACCGCCUCGCCGGCUACUCUGACUGGCUCCGCCACUACGCCCUCGCCCGGUGGCCGGAGAUCCGUCUCUGUUUAAGUGCGUCCGAGCUCUGCCGGGAGAUCGGCCGGGACCGACCGUACCUCACCGCCUAUCAAUUCUUCCACACCGAACUCUCCCUCUCCAGUCCAUCCUUCGGAAAAUAUUUUUGUUUUGAAGUUGAGGUGUGCUACUUGCCGCAGUCCGGUUGCUGCAAGCCGCCGGCAGUGUGCGGAUACGAGUACGUGAACCCGACGCUGUGGGUGAACCCGAGCGAGCCAGUGGCGAGCUCGGAUUGCCUGAUGUGGAGCAGCGAGGACGGCCGCCUCUGCUACGACUGCGCCUCCUGCAAAGGCGCGUUGCUGGGGAGCCUCCGAUCCGAGUGGCGCAGGGCCGCAGUCGUCCUCGUCAUCGCCGCCGUCCUCUUCGUCUGGGUCUACGCCUUCGCCUGCUGCGCCUUCAACACCACCCGUAAGUAGUAGCAGCGUUCUUUCAGCUGGUUUUUCGUUGCCUCAAUAAAUAGAAUCCACACCAACUCGAACGGUGCAGUAGUAUUUAUUUACCUAUUUUGAGUUGUACCUAACAAAUAUAUAAAAAUUAAAAGAACCUUCUAAAUAAUAUAAAUCGUCAAGAAAAAAAAAACAAUUCAUCAACUAUUUUGUAUCUAAAUAGUACAACAAAAAAAAUUACCUUCAUCCUCCUGUCCAAAACUUGAUAAGAUGAAUAUUAAAAAUGUGACAUUCACGUUGAUUUUCUAUAGAUUUCACUCCAACCUAUAAUACAAAUGGUAUCAGUGUCGAGUCAGGAAAGGGAUCUCCGACGAUGAUCCUUCGACGUACAAAUCAGUCUCCGACGAAUAAGAAAAAGAAAGGAGCGGAGCAACAAAAAGGCUGUAGUGCAACAGUAAAAUAUCGCAUACUUCCGUUGAUGUUUGGACUCCCCUUUAUAUAGAGCUCUGGUAGCGUGUGUGUACGUUUCUCAAGGCAAGCAUGCAUCUCAAAGUUUUUCCUUGAAAAGAUCUGUCAAUAAAGUAUCUUUGACAUAGUACCUUAACGGUUCAAGCA
Messenger RNA from Zingiber officinale, 1429 nucleotides. RefSeq names its product tetraspanin-2-like. Gene Ontology annotation, cellular component: plasmodesma; plasma membrane. Gene Ontology annotation, biological process: auxin-activated signaling pathway. Lineage: Eukaryota; Viridiplantae; Streptophyta; Magnoliopsida; Zingiberales; Zingiberaceae. The coding region runs from base 2 to 844 and encodes 280 amino acids. The transcript has 3 exons. The record is from RefSeq and is a predicted model, not a curated record.